GGUUCCAGCCCACAAUUUUCGUGAGCUUUGCAAAGCAUAAAUUUUGUUUCCUAAAUCCCUGAAAAGCGGCAGCCGGUUAAACUUGCACAGCGAUGGAGGAGAGCGAGGGCGAUCAUCCACCUGAAAUGCAGCAAGUCAGCCUUGAUCACAACGAUGAUUUGUUUCAGUCGGCAUUGCAGGAAGAGGCGCCUUUGGACAACAACUCUGACAUUUUCGCCGAGGAAAGUGUGACGAGCGACCCCACAGGCCAGGCGCCGAUUCAGCAGAGCGGCGUACCAACCAGUCUUCCUUCCAGCAGAAUGCAUAGAGUUACGACUGCAGAGUUGCAGCAACAUGGUGCAAAUGGCGAUGACCAGUAUGUACGGGUCUCAAUCACCGAGCCGCAAAAAAUGGGCGAGGGCAUGGGAGCUUACAUGGCCUAUCGAGUCUCCACUCAGACCAACAUGCAGUUCUACAAGAAGUCCAAUUUCAGCGUCUACCGUCGGUUCAGCGAUUUCCUAGGGCUGCACGAUAAAUUGACUGAAAAGUAUCUCCGCUCAGGAAGAAUCAUUCCACCUGCUCCUGAGAAGAGCAUGAUUGGUUCUACCAAAAUUAAGAUGUCCAAUCAGUCGGACCAGGGUGCAUCAGCUGACUUCAUCGAAAGGCGAAGAGCAGCUUUAGAGCGGUUCAUCAACCGCACCGCCAACCAUCCAAUCCUUCGAGUCGACCCAGACUUCAGGGACUUCUUAGAGUCAGAACUUGAACUCCCUAAAGCGACAAACACAUCUGCCUUGAGUGGUGCUGGGGUGAUCAGGCUGUUUAACAAAGUGGGAGAAACUGUUAACAAGAUCACCUAUAAAAUGGAUGAAAGUGAUUCGUGGUUCGAGGAGAAGGUGCAGCAAGUGGAAAACCUAGACGCGCAGCUGAAAAACAUGCUGACGCGGGUGGAGGCUCUGGUGUACCAGCGUCGCGAGCUGUCGCAGUGCACAGCUAGCUUUGGCAAGAGCGUUGCCAUGCUGAGUAAUUGCGACGAACACAACUCCCUGUCGAGGGCGCUUUCGCAGCUAGCUGAGGUGGAGGAGAGGGUGGAGCAUGUGUACGCGGAGCAGUGCAAUGCUGACUUUGGCAUUCUGUGCGAGCUGCUGAAAGACUACGUCGCCUUAGUUGGUGCGAUCAAGGAUGUGUUCCAUGAGAGGGUGAAAGUGUACCAGAAUUGGCAGCAUGCCCAGGUCGUGCUCAACAAAAAACGGGAAGCCAAAGCCAAGUUUGAAAUUAUGGGCCGGACUGAUAAAAUCAACCAAGCCAACGAUGAAGUUGUGGAGUGGGAGUCGAAAGUCGAGCGGGGCCAAGAGGAGUUUGAGAAUAUCAGCAGGAUGAUAAAGAAGGAGCUGGAGCGCUUUGAACUGGUUCGCAUCCAAGAGUUCAAAGUCACUCUCAUCAACUACAUUGAGAGUCUCAUGCAAAAUCAGCAGCAGCUCAUCCAGAUCUGGGAGUCAUUUCUGCCUGAAGCCAAGGCAAUCGCUUAAUGUGAUUUGAAGGAUGCAAGGACAACACCUUGCAGCGCCAUUCUACCCUUUUGUUAUCUCAGAACCGAAGAAAUUGCUAUUUUUUUCUAUUAUAAACGUUGAACUAUUACUCUUAUGUUUGAAUAACUAUCGUCAAAUUUAUUCAAUACUGAAGUCUUAUUGAUCUACUCAUAUUUUGUACUGCUACAUACUACAUUCAAAUGUAUAAAUAGCUUCUUCAAUGCAAUAAAGUCAUGGUUAAUUUGUAAA
Molecule: messenger RNA, 1754 nt
Organism: Cloeon dipterum
Lineage: Eukaryota; Metazoa; Arthropoda; Insecta; Ephemeroptera; Baetidae
Product: sorting nexin-2-like
Exons: 10
Coding region: 93-1505 (470 amino acids)
Biological process (GO): early endosome to Golgi transport
Cellular component (GO): endosome; endosome membrane
Molecular function (GO): phosphatidylinositol binding
Source: RefSeq, a predicted model, not a curated record